Serendipita indica DSM 11827 is the source of this 519-nucleotide messenger RNA. The record is from the annotation of a GenBank genome assembly. NCBI's taxonomy places the organism in Eukaryota, Fungi, Basidiomycota, Agaricomycetes, Sebacinales, Serendipitaceae.
AUGCUCCCAGAACCCGAACCCACUCCACCACCAGAGGAGCCAAAUCGUGGCAAGCACGCCGUGCGUGCACUCCUGGGCUUCUUGCACUUCGCUGUCGCCAUUCUGCUCAUUACUGCUGCCAUCAUCGCGCUCAUUGAACGUGGUAGCCUUUUCGUAAUCUACGCCUUUCCCUUCGCACUGUUGGUCCUCAUCGCCGAAAUUCGCCGCCGAAUGCGCAGGAAGAAGGCCACCCUCCUCGACGAGCGCCUGAAAGUUUUCAACCUCAUCCGAGUCCGAGGGCUUCUCUACCAGAUCCUCGGCGUCAUCAUCAUCUUGAGUCGGGCCUGGGACGACGCAGUGAUGGCGCUUGGAUGGACGGUUUGGACCAUUGGUCUUGUCCUCUUCCUACUUGGAGGCAUCCUGAAAGAGUUAGGAGCACUUAAUUGGCUCGACGAUGAUCAAGAUCCUGGCAAAGUCCGUCUUGACGAUUCCGAUGAUGAGGCAGAGCAGAUCACGAGCUUGCUUAGCAAUCCAGUAUAG